This is a messenger RNA of Metarhizium robertsii ARSEF 23, 6270 nucleotides long. RefSeq names its product separin. NCBI's taxonomy places the organism in Eukaryota, Fungi, Ascomycota, Sordariomycetes, Hypocreales, Clavicipitaceae. Gene Ontology annotation, molecular function: protein binding; cysteine-type endopeptidase activity. Gene Ontology annotation, cellular component: cytoplasm; nucleus; mitotic spindle. The coding region runs from base 1 to 6270 and encodes 2089 amino acids. The record is from RefSeq and is a predicted model, not a curated record. Gene Ontology annotation, biological process: meiotic chromosome separation; proteolysis. The transcript is spliced from 2 exons.
AUGGCGUGCACACCAGCCACUGUUGUAACACUCAAAGAAUUGCUCCUUCUCGAAACGGAAUCAUCUGCGCAGGUAACAAAAUCGGCAUCCAGAACGGCUAAAUCAACUAGAACGGCGAAAUCAUCAAAAGCCAGCACCGCGUCGAGGAAACCUUCAGCUGCGCAUUCACGUAGUGAACAAUUGAACUCGAGAGACCGGACCAUCCUAGCAACACACAUCAUCAAUGCAACGUUAAAGGCACUCACGGAAGCUUCGAGACCUGCGCCUCCAUCAACGCCUUGCAAACAGGUUGAGAAUGUUCCUCAGUUAGCUUCGAAACGAACCCUACGGCGCUCACUAUCGGCACCAUUGUCACCAAUGCAGCCGAGAACCUUGAAUCGUGUGGCAACCUCACCAAAUGUCUCUAUAACCAAGGCCAGGGUUGGUUUGUCUGCUCACUCUACAGGAUGUUUAGCGGUUGUCGAGUGCGCACGAGUAGCCUUUGCUUCCCUUCGAUCACUAAAACCUUCAACACAAGAGGCUCAAUACGACUUCCAGGUGGAAAAUGGCAUGUCUGCGUUUAUAGGAAAACUCCUAGCUUUGAAUAUGCAUGACCAGGCGUUGAAGGAAUUGAAAAUAUUAAAAUCUCGAUUGGACCCUGCUACCGGUACUGAAAGCUCGAAAGUCGCUACAUCAACGUCUGCCGAGAUCAAGUUGGGUGCUACGCGGAUCGCCGAACUACUCGAAUUUCGGACAAAAAUUUCACUCCAAACGCUUCCAAUCAUCACUUCUUUCCAAAUCCAGCUUGUCAAACUUAUUGGUGCUACGAAAAAACCUGCUCAUAUCGAGGCACUACUACCUAUGCUGCUGGAAAAGCAUGUAUCGUCCCCUGUCAAUCUGCUCUUAAAGCACGCGGAUUCCGGAGACAAGCAAACUCAGAAAGCUGCUCGUCAAAUGGCUUCAUUUUCACAAGCCCUACUAUCAAUGCUACCAAGCGUGUCUAGUCAGGAGGAUGAGGUGGCAGUUGAGCCCCGGUUAAGUCCCAGCCCACAGAGCACCUUUGAGCUCCAAGCUUUGGCAUUUAGAACACAAUUGAGGUGGUGGAAGUUGGCUGGACAUCAAGGCAGCAUUGACGAUGAUGUUUUAGCCCCGUUUAGCCGCUGUAUGCGAGCUUUCGCGAGACGCCAUGUAUCCGACGACAAACUUCUGUAUCGGUCCCUACUAGCAGCCUAUGAAGAACUGAUGCAGCUCAUUCGCUCACACAAGCCGGAUCCUUCAAUAUCUUCUAAGUCACCAUUAUCAUCUAUCUAUCAAGUUUUGGGAUCUACAGCUCAUGCAGCGCGACAAUACGAUGGUGCGUGCUGUUGGUUUGAAAGCCUCAAGGCCACCUUAAGCCCGGAGUCGGACUCUGCUGUGGUAUUGUGCUCUGUGUCCGCACGCAUUCUUGCUACUGCUCUGAAAAAGCCAAAGUUGGAUGAUGACAUUGAAAAGGCUAUUCAAGAAGUCAUCGACAGUCUGGAGGGUAGUCUUAGUGGCACUCUCACAGAGCUCAAUGAACUGCUAGAAAGCCUCUCAGCUACGAGGCGAUCCGUCGUGGGACUGUUGAUGAAAGAGUUGGAUCCUAAGGCAGUCUCUGAUCCGAUACCUCAGACAACAAGCACCCUAUUGAACAACUUUGUUCUUCGAUACCCACGAUUCUUGAGACGAUGGAUAGGUACUGCCCCUGGAAAAGAUGCUCCUGCGAAGCAAACCUUGCAGUUUGACCAGCGAAAACAAGCCGUCAUGCAAUCAAUAAACCAGACACUAGACGCAACCUUAAUGGUAGUCAAGUGUGGGAUUCAAUCUGGUGCUCUCGAAUGGCACCAAAUUGACGAUGUCCUUCAGCAUUGUUCGGGACUGCUCGACUCCAUUUGCGAUCCACUGCUCUCCCCUGCGAGAGUUGAGCAACUUGGGGGCUACCAUGUUAAGAUUUCCACUCUCUAUUUUUCCAAGUUCAUGGAGCUGCGAAAGAUGAAGCACCGAACCAAGGACCUCAAUAAACAGCUGUUACAGUCUCUAAGCAGAUCCAUCGACGCUGUCAAAGAGCGAUCUUCCUCCCUAAAAGAUAAGGCGCAGUUGUCAAUGAAGCUGGAGCUGUUUGCCGACCUAUGCAAGGGGUCUGGCCGAAGUGAGGAUGCCGUUGGAACUCUCAGAUCCAUCUGCACUAACAUGGCCGAAGAUGGCGUUCUCUCUGAUGUUGCUGCUGCUCUAGCAUCGUUACCACCUACUCUUGCCUGGGCCACCACGGAUAAAGCCUCUUCCCUAUCGCGUACUUUGCGCUCAAUAGCUAAGCUGGAUAAAUCUUGGAACGACUGGACUUUCUUCCUUCCUGAGGCUGAACGAGCGGCUGUACUUGAGCAUCUUAUGCAUUUAAGCACUGAAUCAGCAGGUCAGCGGGAACCCCUCCGCCUUCAUGAUCCUAGCCCGGCUGCGCUACUUCGAAUCUAUUCUUUGGAUAAAUAUCCCAUCCGGCGAUUCCGAGUGUUACUUCACUUGCUGUAUCAGAAUAUUGGAGAAGAUGAGGAGUUGGCAGAAAUUACAUCGAACCUUGGUCAAGUUUCUCAACAGCUCCAGAAGAGAGACAAAGGAGAAGAUGGGUCUCUCACACAAUUUAUUCCUCACCUCCAAGCAUAUCAUUCUUCCUUGGCCGCCCUAGCCGAUAGUGAUAAUGAGUUCCCUACUUCAGUCGUCAAGGGUAACAUCACUUGCUGGAAGGCGAUUCUUGGAUCAUAUCAAUCCAAGGAUGAUUUAUACACCAAGAUCGACAACCCACAGACAUUGAUUGACUUUUUGCAGACGCUCAACCAUUUGGCUGAUCUACGGGGAGAAACAGAGCUUCAAAUUUCUAUUUCGGAACUUUCCAUUGCAAUGGCCAAAGCUGUAGCUGAAUACUCUGGAUCAUUCGAUGAUGGUUUGAUUCUCCACAGCAGCCAUCUUGCUAUUCAAUAUAUCGGCAUUGGCAAGUUUUCUCAGGCAUCCGGUGCACUCGAAGUCUCCAAAGAGCUCCUUGAACACAAUGAAGGGGUAUCGCAACGGGUUGUCGCCGACUUUUACUUAUCACAAGCUGAGUACUACGCUGGUGUUGGAAGUCUGGACGAAGCAUUGAUUUAUGUCAAUAAAGCAAACGACAUUUGUUACCAAUCGUACUCAUCAUGGGCACAGUCCAAGUACCAAGCCAAUUUGAUGAUUUCUUUGUCAGCCCUUAUUCAGUCCACAGUCUCAAUACAAACCGGCAAUAUCGAAGACGCUCUAUCAUCGAUCCGAACUGGUGUUCGUACGUUGUCUCACGAUUGGGCUAAGCUCGAAGCAGCAUCGUCAGAACCCGACUCAAAUAUGUCCGGAAACCGCUUGAUUGGUCUUGACCUAAAAACAUCUCAGGUCAAAAGGACUGGCCCUCGGUUUUGGGGGCUCGCAGUACCAUUGCUCCGCUGCCUCUUACAUAUAUCAUCUGUGUAUGCGCAUAUUGGAAUGUUUCAGGAGACCAUUUACUAUGCCGAAUCUGCAUGGAAAAUAGCGCAGAGCACACAAUCCUCUCUCUACUGUGCGCAAGUCACCGCGUGGACCGGGUCUAUAUAUCUUAAGGCAGGAAACAUAACAAAAGCUAUUGAAACUUUGGCGGAUGCACAGCGUCACAUUCCCAGCAAUAUUUGCUCCUCGCGUGUGCACUUUGCUCGAAAGCUUGGCGAGCUAUAUUCCGAAAUAGGGGACGAAGACAAAGCUAACGAAUAUCUAACAAUGGCGGAAGAGACUCUGCGAUUGAUGGACAAUAAUCCCGGUAAUUCUGUUUGUAUUGAAAAGUCGGCUGCGCCUAUGGAAAAGGCAAAGACAACCGCCGCGAAAACCUCACGGACUGCACGAACUGCCAAAGCCAAGCCCGCAUCUGUUACGCGACCUACCAGGCGACCUGCAACAACAAAGGCCCAGGCAAUCACAGCCGAGGCGGUAGCUCAACUCCCCAAAGAUAUUUACCAAUCAUCAUUACUUGCCGCAGUUCUUCUUUCCAGGGCAAUUGGAUACAUACAAAAGAAGGAUUGGUCUUCCGCCUUGUCAACUUUGGACCAGGCAAAGGAAUUGCCGAAGCUAUUUGGAACUCUGUCCUUGGAGCAGAUUGUCACCGCAACGUCCCUCAUCGGCCAUAGCAUGGAACAGAUGAUUUCAGACCCGGUCUUUUCUGUAAUGCAAGACUCUACAAUUUCGUUUCCUGCCGUAGCUAGCAGCGCAGGGAGGGCCUCCAUGGACAAGAACAACCUUGUUGCGUCGCCCCCCCGCCGUGGACGCGCUGCAGCCGGUGACAGGAAGACAGCCAAAGACAAAUCUGGACCGGCGUUUGCAGACGCCCUCCGACAGGCUCAAGAUAUAUUGAUUGAAGCACAUGCGUCUACCUUGUCGACAUCUGAUAGUGGUAUGGUGCACCGGCUUUCAACAUUGUUACAAAGCACCAUUAUCCUACUGUCUGCUACAUCUGCUUCCAAGACGAAGCCCGUCCUUUCAUCUGGCCUCGCCACAGUAGCAGUGGACUUGGGCCGCAACAUUACGUGGACACGAGAGCAAAUUACCCUUUUGAAUACGUUACGACCCCUGGGGGCCAGUCUGCCUUCUGUUCCCGACGACCCGCCAACCUCGCUUCGCAAAACUAUUAUGAGUCUCACUCCGGAUAUGGCUGCGUUUCAAAAGAAUUAUGUAGACUUGUUGCCUAAUAACUGGAACGUCAUUUCUCUCUCAUUGAGUGACAGUUCCCGUGAUCUUUCUAUUACCAAGUUACAGGCUGGACACAGUCCGUUCAUUUUACGCCUACCGCUGGAGAGAGCCAACUCUCGCGAUGCUGACGCUGAGGUGUUUAAUUUUGAACAUGGACGUGAGGAACUUCUCGAUAUCAUUAAACUUGCCAACGAGACCAGUCAUUCUGCGCGUGACUUUUCAGCAAAGGGCGAGCGAAGCGCUUGGUGGGCUGAACGCGAAGCACUGGAUACCAGACUGAAGGACCUCUUGUCGACGGUUGAAUCGACCUGGUUGGGAGGAUUCAAAGGUAUCUUCUCUCAGCACCAAAGAAGGACAGAUUUAUUGGCGCGCUUCCAGAAAAGUUUCCAGCAAAUCCUUGAUGGAAGCCUUCCAUCUCGAAACCGAAUACGUGGCAAGAAGACGACUAAAGCAUCGUCUGUUAAUCUUGAUCCCAGAAUUCUCGACCUUUUCAUCGGCCUUGGCGACCCAACUCAUCCGGACUGCGACUUUGAUGAGGCUCUGAACGACUUGCUUUACUUUGUCGUAGAUAUUUUACAGUUUCACGGGGAGAGGAACGCAUACGACGAGAUUGAUUUCGAUGCCAUGGUUGUCGAGACAUAUGAUGCCCUUCGAGGAUAUUACUCGGCCUUGAACGCGGGCUCAGAGCGACAGGAAGGCUCUCACACUAUCCUCAUCUUAGAUAAGGCCCUGCAUGCCUUCCCGUGGGAAUCGCUGCCUUGCAUGGAAGGGCUGGCGCUAUCCCGAGUUCCGUCACUUGCCUGUCUACGACAACUCAUUACAGAAUCCAACACGCAGGGGGCCGAGCCCGAACUCCAAGAGGGGCAUUGUGUUUCUCCCAAAGCUGGAACCUAUAUCCUCAAUCCAUCCUCUGAUCUGAAGAACACACAGGCUUUCUUUCAGUCUACAUUCGAGACUCUCAAGAGCUGGGACGGGAUUGUCAACAAAACCCCGCAAGAAUCUGAAUUCGAAGACGCUCUGUCAAAAUCAGAGAUUUUGCUCUACUUUGGACAUGGCAGUGGUGCGCAAUACAUCCGCGGCAAGACAGUUCGACGGCUGGAGAAAUGCCGGGCAACUACGUUUCUCAUGGGCUGCAGCUCAGCGGCACUUACAGAAGCCGGGGAGUUUGAGUGUUAUGGCCCUGUGUGGAACUACAUGAUGGCAGGUUGUCCUGCGGUGGUGGGCACGCUUUGGGAUGUGACAGAUCGUGACAUUGACCGUUUCGCGGGCCGGACUUUUGAAGAAUGGGGACUGUUUGCUCGUGGCACAUUCGAAAAGGGCGAUAGGAAGAAAGGUAGAGGUAAGAAAGGCGGUGUCAACGACGUAGACACGGACAGCGGUGAUGAUGAUAUCGACUCGGAAGCACCGUCACGUCCAACGUCGCCGCGACUGGCAAGGGGUUCUUCGCUUCCCGAGGCCGUGGCUAAAGCUCGAGACGCUUGCAAAUUCAAAUACCUGAACGCAGCUGCGGUUGUUGUUUACGGUAUCCCUGUAUACAUCAAUCGUGAAGGCUGA